This is a messenger RNA of Closterium sp. NIES-67, 2514 nucleotides long. NCBI's taxonomy places the organism in Eukaryota, Viridiplantae, Streptophyta, Zygnematophyceae, Desmidiales, Closteriaceae. The record is from the annotation of a GenBank genome assembly.
CACUUUACUCCCCCUUUGUUCCCGUAAUUUCUCGUCGACUGUCCGUCUCUUAUUUCUUCCAGCGCAUAUGACGCUGCUGUGUGUUGCACGCGUCUAGCGACGAUGUCAGCAGCUUGCGCUUCCACCCUAAGCCAGUCCGCCAGCAACGCUAGAACCGCUUCCUUGUCUCGCUCGAUCCCCGCCGUUGAUCGCCCAGCCAUGCUCUCCCUCUCGCGCUCCGCUCAGCGUGUUCUGCGCGGAAGCGGAGCCAGCCUCGGCACCGCGCUGCAGUUAACGAGGAGCACAGUACAGCGGCUAGUUCCGACCGCGUCUUACUCGUCCGAUCAGUUCGGCGACUUGAGCGGCGACAGGCGCGGACCUUACCGGCGGGGGGAUCGUGACGAUCAGAGCGGCAAUAAGCCGGCAGGGGGACGAUCGGAGCCAGAGAACCAGCAGCGAUCGUUCCAAAGGUCGCCUUACGACGGGCAAGGGUACCCUCAGUCGAAUCAGUACUCGCGAUCCGAUCAGCACUCGAGUCAGUAUAAACCGCCUGGUCCGUAUCAGCGACGUGGGGAGCAGCAGCGACAGCCGCAACAGCCGCCGGCGCCGGCGCAGCAGCAGCAGUACCAGCAGCAGCAGGAGGGGGGUGAUGAGCUGGAGACGAUCGAGUGGCAAUCCGAGUUGUCAAAUACCGUGCACCUAAUCGGCACCAUAGCGUUGGACCCGGUGCCGCGGUUCUUGGACAGCGGCAAGUGCGUGACCAACAUGCGCCUGGCGGUGGGGUGGAAGAAGGCCAACGGGGAGAAGCGCACCGACUGGUACGCUCUGCAGCUGUGGGACGAUCUUGCUAUGUGCGCACAGAACGUGAAGAAGGGGGCGCGGGUGUAUGUGAGCGGGCGAUUGCACAUGGAGGAGUACACGGACAGCAGUGGGGCGCCGAGGCUUGAGCCCAAGGUGGACGUCAAGCGAAUAGCUCUCGUUGCCAGCAACUUCGGCAACAGCGGCAGUGGGAGAAAGAGCAGUCAGGGGGGGUUCGAUCAGGGGGUUUACAGUCAGGGUGGUUACAAUCAAGGGGGCUACAGCCCCCAGCCCACUGCCUAUGCUGAACCGAGCAAUAGCAGCACUAGUACUCAGGGGAGAUAUGACAGCCAAAGUUAUGGUAACCAGAGUGGUUACAGCAGUGUGAGCAGCUACAGCGGUCCGGGGGGGAACAGUGCACUGGCAGAAGGGGAGGAGGAGUUAAGUGUCCGGGACCUGCCUCGAGUGCCUCGAUUCGACGGCAAGCUCAACACGGAGCAGGUGCAUGCGUUGUGGGACCAGUUCUUCAAAGACCCAGUUCAGUUCUUUGACUACCGAGAAUUCAAGCGUCAAGGGGUGAUCUCACCCAAGGCCCCUGACUUCAAGAAGGCAGCGACGGGGGAGCCCCUGUGGGUGGAUGCCCGGGACCCCCCCUACUGGUUGCAUGCAUCCCUGGAGCUCUACGACAGAGAACUCGCAAGCGCCAUGGCAGGCUUGCCGGUGGGCGGGGAGGGAGGGGAGGCAGGGGAGGAGGGGGGGGAGCAGUAUGGCGGAGGGGCCAUGGAUGCUCGCGGAUUCUGACGAGGACCGCUGGGAUGUGUGCCUCAGUGCCCCUGUGGGUGGAUGCCCGGGAUCCUCCCCACCCCACUGGUUCCAUGCAUCCCUGGAGCUCUAUGACAGAGAAUUUGCACGGGCCAUGGCAGGCUUGCCCGUGGGCGGGGAGGGAGGGGAGGCAGGGGAGGAGGAUAUGGGAGGGGAGGAGGGUGGGGAGCAGUAUGGUGGAGGGGCCAUGGAUGCCCGCGGGUUCUGAAGUGAAGCGCUGUGCUGCUGCGGGUGCCCCCAUCCCAUCCGUGCACUACUAUGACGCCGCCAUCCCAACAUGGAAUGCUCGUGGGUGCUGAUGGUGAGGAUGCAGUGCUACACUGCCAUGCCAUGGUGUUGCUCACAUUUCUGCACAGUUGACUGAUGACCAUGGGACGUGAGGUGAGGGCCUGGGUUGGGGGGGGGGGCGAGGGGGGGGGGGGGGUCCAGGUGGUGAGGGGGGGGAGUAUGUUGGGGGGGCCGGGCCGUGCCGUGGUUCUGGCUUCUGGCUUGUGAGGUGAGUGUGGUUGAUUGCUAGGGGCGCUGGGUUGCUGCAGGCGCUGCAACUGUGAGAGACCCGGGUGUUGCACCUGGAUGCUGGCUUCUGUAGGGGUAUACGAGGGCCUAUACAAGGGCCUAGUAUAUGAGGGCCUCCAAUUGUUAAGAUAAUUUUGUGAGAGGAAUCCAUCUUCGUAGACACUACAGGCAAGUAAAUUGUGGUAUGCAGUUGUCGCCUCUGCCGCUGGCUAAAGAUCGGAUCAAUCGGAUCGAUCGGACAGCACAUGCUGAGAGCAAUGUAGUACUUGACAAGUACCAUUGUCAAGGCCUGCAUAUUGUGCUGCUCAUUUUGAACAAGGGACACAUCACGUUAGAAUAGCUAAGUAGGGAUGAUUCUGAUCAGCGGCAGCAGGUACAUGUAACAUGACGCCAAUGGCU